AGAAAAAAAAAAGGAGCAUAUUUGGUAGGCUAAUUUGGAAAGCAUUUUCCUCCUGCGAAUGACGUUGCAGCGCUUUGAGCCGUCGUGGCAAAUUUCUGAGAAAGUUAUGUGGAGUAGAAGUUGCGGAUGGAGAAUUAUUCGGAGAUUUGAUACGAUAACAGCGAUCGGGAUUGGGAUAUUUGGAAGAUGGAUAUCAAGUGAAGCAUCGGGAACAAGGUUCGCAGCGGUGUGGGGUAAUGGAGACUACGGGAGGCUUGGGCUUGGGAGCUUGGAAUCUCAGUGGAGGCCUGCUAUCUGCUCUGCGUUCCGCGGCCAAAACCUUAGAGCAAUCUCCUGUGGCGGUGCUCACACUCUAUUCUUAACAGAAUCUGGCCGUGUUUUUGCCACCGGUCUUAAUGAUUUCGGACAGCUCGGCAUCUCACAGAAUAAAAGUUAUGCUACUGAGCCAGUUGAGGUUUCUGGGCUUCAGAAAGACAUUGUGCAAAUUUCUGCUGGUUAUCAUCACUCUUGUGCUGUUACAGUGGAUGGAGAACUCUACAUGUGGGGGAAAAACUCCAAUGGGCAACUGGGCCUUGGAAAAAGGGCAGCAGCAACAGUUCAUCUACCAACUAAAGUAGAGUGUUUGGAUGGAAUCACCAUUAAAAUGGCAGCUCUGGGCUCAGAGCACUCAGUGGCUAUUACUGAUGGUGGUGAGGCUUUAAGUUGGGGGCUAGGAGGUUCUGGAAGACUUGGUCAUGGCCAUGAAUCAAGCGUUUUUGGGUUCUUCAAAAGCAACAGUGAAUACACACCAAGGCUUAUCAAGAAUCUCGAGGGGAUUAAGGUCAAAAAUGUAGCUGCUGGGUUGCUGCAUUCAGCGUGUAUUGAUGAAAAUGGCUGUGUUUUUAUAUUUGGUGAAAAAGUGGCAUAUAAAGUGGGCGUUGGGGAUGGGGACAAUGCAACAGCACGGGUCAAGAUUAGCAAACUGCCAUAUUCAGAAGAAGUUUCAUGUGGUGGUUAUCACACAUGUGUUCUGACAAGUAGUGGGCAACUAUAUACGUGGGGCUCAAAUGAGAAUGGCUGUCUUGGUAUCGGUUCUACAGAUGUAUUUCAUAUACCUGAAAGAGUUCAAGGUCCUUUCUUGAAAUCUCCUGUUACCAAGGUUUCUUGUGGUUGGAAGCAUACAGCAGCUAUUUCUGAAGGAAAUAUAUUCACAUGGGGUUGGGGUGGUUCUCAUGGAACAUUUUCUGAAGAUGGGCAUUCUUCUGGCGGACAAUUGGGUCAUGGAAGUGAUGUCGACCGCAUAGAACCAGCGAUGGUUACAAUCGGAAAGAAUGUGAAAGCAUUACAAAUAUCAUGCGGGUUUAAUCACACAGGUGCAAUUCUUGAAUACACCUAAGCUUUCUCUGCCCUAAUAUCAGCUCCAAGGUAUUAUACCUCAUAUUCAUUGCACAAAAGCAGUUCAGAUAUUUUUGAUUGCCGAUUGCGGAUUACAGUCAAUUUGUUCAUUCAUCUUAUCAUCGACAAGUGAUUUGUCACCAAAUUAGCAACCACAUGUUUAAGCUCAUCAGGACUCUAGAAAGACACAUCAUAUGAAAUUCCUUAAAUAAGUUUCACCAAACCGAUGUAUACAAGUACUUGUGAGUAAAAGGUCCAUCCAUACAAAGGAUCUAAUGUAUUCAUGUCAGCCUUACAGUAUGUAAACUACGAAAAAAAAAAUGUAUAUGCUCUGAGAGUAGCUCUAUGUAGUCUAGGUAUAUUUUUCCUUGAGAUAAAAGGAAAAGAAAAUUUCCAACUACAUGAGAGAAAAUGCGUGUAUACAUGCUUUGAAUAAUGAGGUUCAUCCCCCUAGUUUGAGCUGUAAUAUGAUCAAUGGAUUUUGUAUACAAACUAUGGCUUCUAGUC
Molecule: messenger RNA, 1881 nt
Organism: Juglans microcarpa x Juglans regia
Lineage: Eukaryota; Viridiplantae; Streptophyta; Magnoliopsida; Fagales; Juglandaceae
Product: ultraviolet-B receptor UVR8
Exons: 16
Coding region: 59-1375 (438 amino acids)
Source: RefSeq, a predicted model, not a curated record